Molecule: messenger RNA, 962 nt
Organism: Penaeus monodon (black tiger shrimp)
Lineage: Eukaryota; Metazoa; Arthropoda; Malacostraca; Decapoda; Penaeidae
Exons: 3
Coding region: 582-962 (126 amino acids)
Source: RefSeq, a predicted model, not a curated record
UUCUUGUUACACUGAACACAUGCCAGUCUUUCAAUUGCAUUCAACGUUAGUUCACAAGAAAGUAGUAAAAUACCUCUAAGGCCGCGUCCAAAACAGUAAACUGGUGGCUGGACCAACGGAAAACAAGAUGAUGUAACGAAGAAUGAACAGAAGCACCGAAGAACAUAGGCUUUCCACCCGUGAGAUGGAAAAGGAGUGAAAGUGAUCAGUGUGUUGGGAAGGUGUGCGAAGAGCGCCCAAAGGUUGCGUCUUACGUCUACACCUGUCCUCUGUGAAUAACAAGUGAGACAUUGAUUCAAAAGGUCUUCUGUUUAUCAUGUACUAUAAUACAACCAUGUGACGACUAGAGGCGAAGAUGCAUUUGGAGUGUAAAAAGAAAAGACUUCGACGAAAUUAACGAAGAGGAUCUCUUGUGAGUUACAAAGAGGCUGUACCUACGACCGUCACUCUGCACGAUCGCCUUCAGAAGCAGAGUAAAAGAACGUCACCACACGCGCACACACACGCGCGCACCCUAUCCACCAACCACAAGAAAUAAACAUCCAAAAAUAUCCACCCAAUCCACCCAGCCAUAAUCCACAAUGAGCCUCGAAAGGGCGGGUCCCUCUUCCCGGUAUGUGGAUUACACGCAGUCCAGCCACAGUGGAUACCGUCCCUCGUCGGUCUCCAGCUACGAGUACCCGCCCGAGAGACCGCCCCGUCGGGAGAGGGACCGACGGGAGCGCAGCAGGUCCAGGGACUCCUCCCGGGAGCGGUACCCCGGGGGCAGAGGGGUGUACUACAACCCGGGCAUCGAGGAGGACCGAGCCCCGAGCGACAGAGCCGAGAGCGAGUUCACCGUCAGGAACGAGGCCGUGAUCAACCCGCAGCUGGAUGAGGAGGAGCGGAGGGCGGCGUCGCGGGCGGCCUCGGAGAUCUACGCGUCGACCAGGAUGCCGCGCCCGCAGUCUGAGAUCAGGUGA